This is a messenger RNA of Hibiscus syriacus, 567 nucleotides long. Its product is annotated as zinc transporter 1-like. Gene Ontology annotation, molecular function: zinc ion transmembrane transporter activity. Bases 1 to 567 code for a protein of 188 amino acids. The record is from RefSeq and is a predicted model, not a curated record. Gene Ontology annotation, cellular component: plasma membrane. NCBI's taxonomy places the organism in Eukaryota, Viridiplantae, Streptophyta, Magnoliopsida, Malvales, Malvaceae. Gene Ontology annotation, biological process: zinc ion transmembrane transport. The transcript has a single exon.
AUGAUCGAUGGUGGGGGCCGAGGUGAGCGAAUCCGAGAGCUCUUGUGGGUUUUUCCUGUCAUCGUCUUGAGCGAGGUGUUGUAUACCUGUGACAACGAGCUGUUUCCUCGUCGCGAUGCCAACAACAGAACCAAGGCUUUGAAAUAUAAACUCGUCGCCAUCGCAUCGAUCUUGAUGGUCGGUGCUCUCGGCGUUUCACUCCCGAUUCUCGCCAAGAAGAUCACGACGUUUCGACCGGAAAACAACGCCUUCUUCCUAAUCAAAGCAUUCGUUGCCGGUGUAAUUCUCGCCACCGCCUUUGUCCAUAUACUCCACGACGGAUACGAGUCCUUGUCCAACCCUCGCUUCAGCGAAAAGCCUUGGAGUGUUUUCCCUUUCUCCUGCUUUCUCACCAUGGUCUCGGCCAUAGCCACGAUGAUGAUCGACACGUUCGCGACGAGUUGCUACAAGAAGUCGCAUUUCAACAAGGCUUUGCCGGUGAAUGGAGGAGAGGAGGUGAACGGGAAGAUUGCUUCAAUGAAGGCGAUUUCCAUCAUUCUUCGACGAGAAACCACCAAAGCUCUAUAA